Molecule: messenger RNA, 1454 nt
Organism: Cherax quadricarinatus
Lineage: Eukaryota; Metazoa; Arthropoda; Malacostraca; Decapoda; Parastacidae
Product: ATP-dependent RNA helicase TDRD9
Cellular component (GO): intracellular anatomical structure
Molecular function (GO): RNA binding; helicase activity; ATP binding
Source: RefSeq, a predicted model, not a curated record
UUUGAUUUUUAUCAGAUAAUAAAGAAUGCAGACCACACCACUGGCAGAAAAAAGUGUCCAUGGGUAAUGUCUUUAGAGGAAAAUACAGAUUCAAGAACAGACUCUGAUGGUGAUGACGAUGACCGUGACAUUGAUGAGGAUGCACACAAGACACAAGUUUACUUGCAUUAUGACUUCAGUACAAAAGACCAAGAGUUAGCACUUCCAAUUUUUGAUGUUCAGAAAGAGAUCCUAGCAAAAAUUGCUCAGAAUCGGGUUGUGGUAAUUAAGGGAGAAACUGGGAGUGGAAAGUCAACACAAGUCCCUCAGUUCAUUCUUGAUGAAGCUGUGGAGAAAAAUCGCCAUUGCAAUAUUGUGGUUACACAGCCUCGCAGGAUAGCAGCCAUUUCCUUGGCUAGUCGAGUAUGUAAAGAACGUGGUUGGCAGCUGGGAAAGUUAGUUGGUUAUCAGGUUGGGUUGGACAACUGCACUGAUCCAGAUACACGUGUUUCAUAUGUCACAACUGAAGUAUUGGUCCAGAAGAUGGUUCACCAGCAUAGCCUUAACAAGUACACACACAUCAUCUUGGAUGAGGUUCAUGAGAGAGAUUGCCACACAGACUUUGCUCUGCUGAUUGUAAAAAAGUUGCUGUACACGGUUUCUCCUAAUGUUAAGAUAAUUUUGAUGUCUGCCACCAUUGAUGCUUCCAAAUUUGCCCAUUAUUUUGCUUCCCCUGUAAUGAAGCAACUUGUGCCUGCACCAAUUAUUUCUGCUGGGAAAGCAACUGCUUACAGUAUCUGGAUCUUUUAUUUGGAUGAUCUUCAUGUUAUCUGCAAAGACAAACCGAAUAUAAUUCCCAAGUUACCUUCCAUAUCUCCAGAGGUUCCAGGUAUAUCAAAGGAUAUGUAUAAACUAGCCACAGAGAUGAUAAAGUACUUUGACUGUAUAGAGAGGCAUGAGGAAAGUUGCUUGCCCACAGAAUUUCCAAAAAACAGAGGUGCAGUUUUGGCUUUUCUUCCUGGGCUACCAGAGAUUGAAAACUACAUGAAUUUCUUAAGCAGUGAAUCUUCAAGAUUUCGAUGGCUACUGUUUCCACUUCAUUCUACCAUCACUCAAGAGGAGCAGCAGUCUGUCUUCACUAUGCCUCCAUCUGGUUUUCGAAAAAUUAUAAUAUCAACAAAUGUUGCUGAAAGCUCCAUUACUCUUCCAGAUAUUAAAUAUGUGAUUGACUUCUGUUUAACUAAAGUUCUGACCUGUGAUGAAGUGACUAACUACACUUCACUGAAGCUAACUUGGGCAUCACAAGCUUCUUGCCAACAGAGAGCAGGACGAUCUGGACGAGUUUCCACAGGAAGAGUUUAUCGUCUUGUGCCACAAAAUCUUUUUAAGGUUAGCAAAAUUAAUGGAAUGUGUCUGAUCCACUCGUCUUUAGUGUGCAGUAUUAUUUUAGGCAUGAUUCGGUUAAAAAUUUAGUU